Molecule: messenger RNA, 1520 nt
Organism: Salarias fasciatus (jewelled blenny)
Lineage: Eukaryota; Metazoa; Chordata; Actinopteri; Blenniiformes; Blenniidae
Gene: tnfsf14a
Product: TNF superfamily member 14
Exons: 4
Coding region: 308-1009 (233 amino acids)
Biological process (GO): immune response
Cellular component (GO): membrane
Molecular function (GO): tumor necrosis factor receptor binding
Source: RefSeq, a predicted model, not a curated record
UUCACACGUCGAGUGCUGCGAGCUGAGAGAGGAUUAUUUCUAGACAAGAAAUCGAACGUUAACCACAGCACCGGCGUGAAGCCCUGGAAGUCUCCAGAAGCCGUUCCAUGAUACAUCUCAAGACUUGAAACUGCUCUUCGUCUGAGUGUCAGAGAGCAGUCUCCCACCCUCGAGCCCGGCGAUGCUGAGCCCACCCAUCCUGCAGAGCUGUCCCUCCUCUGCACGCUUCUCGUCUCGUGCGCCUCUGUGUGUCUCCGUGACCUUCUCGAACACACAGCCCUGACGUCUGGUGGAAACCUGCUCACUCAUGGCGUUCUUCAACUACAGGAGGUUCGAUGAGUCCAUGGCCGAGAGCCAGGGCCCCCCGGUGUACGUGGUGGACACUCACGCCACGAGGCCUCCCCUGCCGCCCCGGACGGACCGCAGGCCGAAGCGGGGCGACAGGACUCAAACCGUGCUGGUGGUCCUGGUGAGCCUGGCGCUGUUCGGGCUCUUCGCCGAAGCCUGCUUCAUCUACUAUCUCCACCAGUCUGAGGCCGCCGCCUCACCGAGCUCGUCCAAGCAAACUGGAGGUGCUCCACCCACUAGACCACCCAAAACAGCCAAGCCAGUUGCACAUUUGACAGGUGGAGUAAAUUCAGCUCACGGCUGGUCCAUCAUGGUAUGGAGUCAUGAAGAACCCCCCAUCCUCGAAGGAAUCGAAUUCCGUGACAAAAGCCUCAUCAUUCAGAAAGAGGGUUUUUACUACGUUUACUCCAAGGUCUUCUUCUCAGACAGCGGCACUUUUUAUCAUUGUGUUGAAACUAGCAGUACGAGGUAUCGGGAUGGUAAAAUCCUUCUGAAAUCCAGGAAAUACUCUCCCGAGUCAGAGACUACAAAGUCCAACAGUUUCCUGGGUGGAGUGUUUCACUUUGACAAAGAUGAUUCUGUGUAUGUGACUGUCAACGACACCCAGAAAAUCAGAAGACACACACCUCAGGAAAAUGUGUUCGGCGCAUACAUGAUCUGAUAUCCCAACAUUGUGUAUUCAAAAGCAGAGGCUGGGAGGAUGUAGCAUUGAUCGUGACGCCUUUCUUAUGAUUCGUGGCCACUGAAAAGACAAAUCUGGAACCAUCAUGGUGGUUCAGUAUUCAGAACAGACCUGUGUGGCUUUGUUAAGUGAGUGCUAAAUUGUUGAAAACGUUACUUUUCCUGUAUAAAAUACAUUUUAGCUUUGUAACCAUGAGGUGAAAUAACUCUAUAUACUCUUUGUAAUCCUGAAAUAACUCGCUUUUAUAAAUGUAUUUGUCAUACUAAGGGAAAAUAUAUCGUAUCUUUUUUUAUUCUUGCUUUGUUAUACAAACAUAUAUUUAUCUACUAACCUGCACAUAUUUAAAUCUCUCUUAACCCACAAGUUUAAGAUCACUUUUAUUGUUUAGAUGAUUUUUUUUUAUAUAUGAGCUUUUAAUACCAGUUUUUAUAUCUGUUCUUUGUUCAGUAUCUUUAUUAUGGCUUGUACUUGUCUUUCAGUGUCAUGAAAA